Daktulosphaira vitifoliae (grape phylloxera) is the source of this 650-nucleotide messenger RNA. RefSeq lists its product as uncharacterized. Lineage: Eukaryota; Metazoa; Arthropoda; Insecta; Hemiptera; Phylloxeridae. The transcript has 3 exons. The coding region runs from base 152 to 610 and encodes 152 amino acids. The record is from RefSeq and is a predicted model, not a curated record.
AAAUUGUAAUAUGAAAUAUUAGCUGGAAAAUUUGUUACAAACAUUCAAGUACACAUUUUAUGUGGAAAUGAUAUUUUACUUCUCAUCUAUAAAAUAAAAUAUUUUAAUUUGUUCCGUAACAUAAAAUAUUAUAUCAAAUUAUUGCUAGAAGAUGAUGAAGCCAUUACAUUGUAUAAUCAUCAUAAUAUUAUUUUUAAAUGUACUUUCUAAAUCCCAAGCAUCCUACUCACAACCAAAACUGCAACUACUAAAUUGCUUAGUAAAAUCAAAUGUGCACAUGUAUGUUGUUGAUAAAGAUGAUAAUAACCUUUUUACUGAAAAGUUCUUAAAUGAAUUGAAAUUAUGGAAAAAGGAAAUUUUACUACAUAAGAACAAUCGAUAUUCACUCAGAGCAUUAAAAAGUUUUGGAUCUAUCGGACAUAAAAUGUCGGAUUGCGUAUGUAGUAAUUAUGAACAAUCACAAAUACUAAAACAAGAACAUAGAAAUACAUCCGAAAUAUGCAAAGAAAAAGUUUUAGAUUGUUGUAACGAAUACGCUAACAAUGUAAUGAAAAAAUCUAAGAUACUCAAAAUUAUUGAGAAUUUUCUAAAAUUCUUUAUGUGGUAUUAAAAAUAAAAAUGUAAAUGUGAUUAACUAAAAUAGUUGAUUU